CACUACACACCACUGCAAAUCCUUCUUCAUUUUCUUGCACUUUGGGUUUUCUGAGUCUGUUUUCUUUUGGGGGUUCUCUCCUGAAGUUCUGAACAGUUCAGAAAAAAAAAUGUUUUUUUUUUUUCAUACUCAGAUUUGAGCUGAAUAUCACUCGGUGGGGUUGAGUUUUGAUUCUCAGCGUUGAGCAAUUUGAAGUUUUUAGCAACCGUUUUCAAUCACUGAUUUCUAUCUCACUCUAAAGUACUUCUUUUGGAAUUAUUGAAUCCUCUAUUUGGUAACGGUUUUGGUAUGAACAUGACCUUUAUAACUUUUUUGAACUAUUAAUGGGGUCCUUUUAAGAAAUUUGCUUGCCACGUUGCAAUAUAUAAAAUACAAAUAUGCCUUCAUGGUGGGGGAGAUCAUCAUCAAAAGAAACCAAGAAGAAAGCAAGUAAGGAAAGUUUUAUCGACACAUUACACCGAAAAUUUAAAAUCCCAUCUGAAGGUAAACUAAGCAGUAGAUCAGGAGAGUCUCGUAGACAUCGCAAUGACGCUAUUUCAGAGAAAGGGGCCCAGUCUCGUUCUGAAUCAACAUCCCCAUCGCAUUCCAAAGUGGCAAGGUGUCAAAGUUUUGCUGAAAGGCCUCAUGCUCAGCCACUACCUCUUCCUGGCCUGCACCCAUCAAAUGUAAGCCGAGCAGAUUCUGAAAUUAGCUUAUCGACUAAAUCAAGAGUGGAAAAGGGCUCCAAACCAUCAUUGUUUCUGCCGCUACCAAAACCUGGAUGCAUGCGUGGUAGGUUGAAUCCUGCAGAUUUGGAUGGAGAUCUGGUCACUGCUUCAGUCUCUAGUGAGAGCUCUGCUGACAGUGAUGAACCAGUGGACUCCAACAAUCGUAGUCCUCUGGCAACUGACUCCGAGACUGGGACAAGAACUGCUGCAGGCAGUCCUUCCAGCUUGGUGCUCAAGGAUCAAUCAUAUGCUGUUUCCCAAGUAAAUUCAAGAGAAGCCAAAAAGCCAGUAAACCUUCUGGGGAAUCAUAUGUCUUCUACUUCUCCAAAACGGAGGCCUUUAAGCAACCAUGUUCCAGAUCUGCAGAUUCCUCCUCGCGGUGCCUUCUGUAGUGCUCCUGACAGUUCCAUGUCAAGUCCAUCAAGAAGUCCGUUGAGAGCAUUUGGCACAGAACAGGUGUUGAACUCUGCUUUUUGGGCUGGAAAGCCAUAUUCAGAGGUCAAUUUAGUUGGAUCCGGGCACUGCUCAAGUCCAGGUUCCGGUCACAAUUCUGGGCAUAAUUCAAUGGGCGGGGACAUGUCAGGACAGUUGUUUUGGCAACCAAGCAGGGGUAGUCCUGAGUAUUCUCCUGUACUGAGUCCCAGAAUGACAAGCCCUGGUCCAAGUUCUAGAAUUCAGAGUGGAGCUGUUACACCUAUUCAUCCCAGAGCUGGGGGAGCACCCACUGAAUCACAGACAGGACGGGUUGAUGAUGGAAAACAACAAAGUCAUCGUUUGCCCCUUCCUCCUUUAGCAGUUACCAACUCCAUGCCUUUCUCUCAUUCAAAUUCUGCAGCAACAUCUCCAUCUAUGCCAAGAAGUCCAGGAAGAGCAGAUAAUCCAUUGAGCCCUCCGUUGAGCCCUGGCUCACGUUGGAAAAAAGGAAAGCUGCUUGGAAGAGGCACAUUUGGACAUGUCUAUGUUGGCUUCAAUAAGGAAAGUGGUGAAAUGUGUGCAAUGAAAGAGGUAACUCUGUUUUCAGAUGAUGCCAAAUCUAAGGAAAGUGCUAAGCAAUUAAUGCAGGAAAUUACCUUAUUAAGCCGUUUACGGCAUCCAAAUAUUGUGCAGUAUUACGGAUCUGAAUCAGUAGAUGACAAGCUCUACAUAUACCUGGAGUAUGUAGCUGGAGGCUCCAUAUAUAAACUUCUUCAAGAAUAUGGGCAAUUUGGUGAAGUAGCUAUUCGUAGUUUUACUCAACAAAUUUUGUCAGGACUUGCUUAUUUACAUGCUAAAAAUACCGUCCAUAGGGACAUUAAAGGAGCAAAUAUACUGGUAGAUACUAAUGGACGGGUCAAGUUGGCAGACUUUGGCAUGGCAAAACAUAUAACAGGGCAAACAUGUCCAUUAUCAUUCAAGGGAAGUCCUUAUUGGAUGGCUCCUGAGGUUAUAAAGAACUCCAAUGGUUGCAACCUUGCUGUCGAUAUAUGGAGUCUUGGAUGCACAGUUUUGGAAAUGGCUACAACCAAGCCUCCUUGGAGUCAGUAUGAAGGGGUUGCUGCCAUGUUCAAGAUUGGGAAUAGCAAGGAACUCCCAACGAUCCCAGAUAAUCUCUCUAGUGAAGGAAAAGAUUUUGUUAGGAGAUGUCUACAACGUAAUCCAUACAAUCGCCCUCCAGCCAUUGAAUUAUUGGAACACCCUUUUGUAAAAUGUGCUGCACCUUUAGAAAGACCUAUUCUGGGUCCUGAAGCUUCAGACCCUAUAUCUGAGAUUGCAGAAGGAGCAAAAGCUCUGGGCAUUGGACAAGGAAGGAAUCUUUCUACGUUGGAUUCAGAUAGACUUUCUCUUCAUUCUUCUAGAUUUUUGAAAACAAAUCCUCAUGCAAGUGAAAUCCAUAUUCCAAGGAAUAUAUCAUGCCCUGUCUCUCCCAUUGGAAGCCCACUUUUGAGGCCAAGAUCACCACAGAAUGUAAAUGGUAGAAUGUCUCCCUCUCCUAUAUCCAGCCCUUCUGGUGCAUCCACACCUCUUAAUGGUGGUAGUGGUGCCAUUCCAUUUAGCAAUCACCUAGUUUACUUUCCAGAGGGUCUUGGAAGCUUGCCAAAGUCCUCAAAUGGUGCCUACAAUAGUGUCCCUGCUCAUCAUGACUCAAAUGUUGACAUUUUUCGAGGAAUGCAAAAGACAUCUCACAUUACAUCAGAGCUGGUUCUUAGUGAAAAUGAUGGUCUGGGGAAGCAGUUUGCAAGGCAUCCUCCUCAUGAUGAGCCAUAUGUUCAAUCAGUCUUGGCUGAUCGUGUUUGCCGGCAGCUGCUGGGGGAUCAUGUCUACCCAUCCCUUGAUCUAAGUCCCAACUCAUCUUUGCUCCGCCGACCAAAUGGUUUAUGACACCGGGAAUUUUCCUGGCCCACUUAUGCCAGCAAGUCUAGUGAAGUUUGUCAUAAUACCUUUUGGUUACAAGGAUCUAUUCAUUGUUCUAUUUGCUGAGGAAGUAAUUGUACAAUAAGGAGCCAAAGCAUAAGAGAAUCAAUGUAAUAAAUUUGGAUCUGAGAAGAGGCCAGCUGGGGCACAUAUGUUCAUUUUUCAUGGCUUCAGGCUUGUGGAAUUCAGAUCCUUACAGGUGAAAUGCCAAACUAAGCCAUAGGAUGUAACUUUCUAACAUUUGAUUUGUGCAUAUCAACUGAAGCAAAUCCUCACUUGUUAGCAAAGAGGAGUUUAUGUUUGUAUGUAGUAUAUUUAAGAUGCAGCAUCAAUGCAUGAGAAGUUGGGAGCUUGGAUUUCUCCUCUCUGUUGCCUAAGAUAUGAGAAAUGACAGGUUUAAUAUUUAUAUUAGCUCAAGUAAUGUGAGUUUUUAUAAUCAUGUGUAUGCAGUUCCUUCAGUUAAAAGAAAUUUCAUGCAAUGACAACUGUAUCUUUUAGAACAUCAUAUAGAUGCCAAAAAAGUGAAACUGAUGCAAAAUUUUAGCUUCUAGACUAUUUUUUUGGGAGAUAAUCAGGUAUUGCUGUACAGAAGAUGGGAGACUGUAUUGUGAUUCUGCAAUUAUUGAUGGGAAGCCAAGGGUUUAUGAAGCCCAUACAUCUUUUGUUUAACUGGGGGCUCAGAUGUAUCACUGUUAUUAUAGACUCUUCUAUUGGACUUGUUUUGUACAUUAUUAUUUGAAGGUAAAA
Molecule: messenger RNA, 3845 nt
Organism: Gastrolobium bilobum
Lineage: Eukaryota; Viridiplantae; Streptophyta; Magnoliopsida; Fabales; Fabaceae
Product: mitogen-activated protein kinase kinase kinase YODA-like
Exons: 12
Coding region: 378-3065 (895 amino acids)
Biological process (GO): protein phosphorylation
Molecular function (GO): ATP binding; protein kinase activity
Source: RefSeq, a predicted model, not a curated record